Panicum hallii is the source of this 570-nucleotide messenger RNA. RefSeq lists its product as uncharacterized. Lineage: Eukaryota; Viridiplantae; Streptophyta; Magnoliopsida; Poales; Poaceae. Gene Ontology annotation, molecular function: zinc ion binding; nucleic acid binding. The transcript has a single exon. The coding region runs from base 1 to 570 and encodes 189 amino acids. The record is from RefSeq and is a predicted model, not a curated record.
AUGGCGAAGGAGGUAUGGGAGAGCCUCAAGACAAGGUUCGUCGGCGCGGAUCGAGUCAAGACUGCGCGCCUCACCACGCUCAAGGGGGAGUUCGACAAGCUGUGCAUGGUGGACGGCGACGUGCUUGACGACUACGCCGGGAAGAUCAGCGGCAUGGCCGCGAAGUUCGCCGGUCUCAGGUCCACGCUCGACGACGUCACCAUGGUGAAGAAGCUGCUCGACACCGUGCCUAAUCACCUGUACCCGGCGGUGGCUGGCAUCGAGCAGUUCUGCGACGUCGAGACGAUGGCAUUCGAGGAGGCGCUUGGCAGGCUGAAGGCGUUCGACGAGCGUUCACGACAGCGCGCGCAGAUCAUCAGCGCGCAGGUGGCGAAUGGGGGUCAGGCCGGCGGCGACAAGCUUCUGCUCGCGGAUGCGGACAAGAAGGACCGACAGUGGGCGAAGUCCGGCAUCGGCAAGUGCUUCAACUGCGGAAUUCGGGGUCAUUUUGCACGGGAUUGCCGCAAGCCCAAGAAGGAGGUCGUCAUGGUGGCCACGGCGAAUGUCGAGGAAGAACAAACUCUGCUGUGA